Molecule: messenger RNA, 862 nt
Organism: Arachis ipaensis
Lineage: Eukaryota; Viridiplantae; Streptophyta; Magnoliopsida; Fabales; Fabaceae
Source: RefSeq, a predicted model, not a curated record
UUUUAAGGAAUGUGUAACGAGCUAUGCCGUGCACAGUGGUAGAGGAAUAUAGUUCUCGAAGUGUGAUAGCCACCGGUGCAAAGCUGUUUGCAAAGAAGGUUGCAAGUGGUUUGCUUACUGCCAUAAGAUGAAGCGAGAGAAUUCAUGGCAACUGACAAGCUGUUACAAGAAACACACAUGCUCUAAGGCCACCAAGAUUGGUAUAAUGAGUUCUCAGUGGCUAAGUAAGGCUUUUAUGAAGAAGAUCUGUGAAAACCUGAAAAUCAAGUUGAGAAGUUUGAUAAAGAAGGCUCAUAGCAAGUGGAAUGUGGAUCUCACAAUGACCAAAGCUGCCAGAGUGAAGCAGCAAGCCCUGGAUGAAAUAAAUGGUACCUAUGGAGAGCAAUAUAGGAGGAUUCAUGACUAUGCUGCGGAGUUACUGAGGUCUAAUCCAGGGUCCACUGUUCAGAUACAAGUGGAGAGACCUCCUGAAUUUGGGUUAAAGACACCACCUCCUGGUACGGACCUGAGACCACGAUUUCAGAGGAUCUAUAUCUGCUUGGAAGCUUGUAAACGGAGUUUCAUGGUGUGCAGACCCAUGAUUGGCCUUGAUGGAUGCUUCAUCAAGACUCCAUAUGGGGGUCAACUGCUAACAGCAAUUGGAUGGGACCCCAAUAAUCAGAUUCUGCCAAUUGCCUAUGCUGUUGUUGAAGCAGAGACGAAAGAUUCGUGGAGAUGGUUUUUGUUGAAUCUGUGUGAUGAUUUGGGAGUUGAUAAGAUCAGAUGGUGUACAUUCAUGAGCGACCAACAAAAGGGAUUGAUCCCAACCUUUGAUGAGUUGCUGCCUGGCAUAGACCACCGUUUUUGUGUCAGGCACUUAUAA